AGAAGAGAGAGAAACCAAACCAAACCAAACCCAGCGGCUGCAGCAGCGGAGCGCGAGGAGAGAGAGAGAGAGGAGGAAGAGUCCACGUGAGUGAGAGGAGGAGGAGGAGGAGAUCCCUCUCCUCUGCCCCCACCCCGCGCGCGCCCGCGCCCCCGCCGAUCGAUCCCCAAUUCGCCAUGGAUCCCCCCUUCGCAGGAAUUACUAUUGAGCCUGCUAAAUGCCGACUGAUGAGUGUGGAUGAAAAGCGGGAACUUGUCCGUGAAUUAUCAAAGUGGCCAGAAAGUGCUCCUGACAAAUUACAGUCUUGGAGUCGCCGUGAAAUUGUAGAGAUUCUUUGUGCUGAUUUAGGAAGGGAAAGGAAGUAUACUGGAUUAUCGAAGCAGAGAAUGUUGGAUUAUCUCUUCAGAGUUGUAACCGGCAAAUCAUCUGCUGCUGUGGAGCACCAUGUGCAAGAGAAGGAGCCUACUCCUGAACCCAACACAGCCAACCAUCAGUCCCCUGCAAAACGCCAGAGGAAGAGUGACAACCCAUCAAGACUACCAAUUGUUGCAAGCAGUCCAACUACAGAUGUACCCAGGCCAAUAAGUAAUGCACGCUUCUGCCACAAUUUAGCUUGCAGGGCAACUCUUAAUCCAGAAGAUAAAUUCUGCAAACGCUGUUCAUGCUGUAUUUGUUUCAAGUACGAUGACAAUAAGGAUCCUAGCCUCUGGUUAUUCUGUAGUUCAGAUCAACCCUUGCAGAAAGAUUCUUGUGUAUAUUCAUGCCAUCUUGAGUGUGCUCUCAAGGAUGGAAGAACUGGCAUCAUGCAGAGUGUGCAGUGCAAGAAACUUGAUGGUGGCUACUACUGCACUCGCUGUCGGAAACAGAAUGACCUACUUGGGUCCUGGAAGAAACAGCUGGUGAUAGCUAAAGAUGCUCGACGAUUGGAUGUAUUGUGUCAUCGGAUUUUUUUGAGUCAUAAGAUUCUUGUCUCCACAGAGAAGUACUUGGGCAUGCAUGAAAUUGUUGACACAGCGAUGAAGAAGCUGGAGGCUGAGGUUGGUCCUAUAUCUGGAGUUGCAAACAUGGGUCGUGGAAUUGUUAGCCGGCUUGCUGUUGGUGCUGAAGUUCAGAAACUUUGUGCUCGAGCAAUAGAGGCCAUGGAGUCUCUGUUUGGUGGAUCUCUUUCUAACUUGCAAUUUCAUCGAUCACGGAUGAUACCGUCAAACUUCGUUAAGUUUGAAGCUAUAACCCAAACAUCUGUAACUAUAGUUUUGGAUUUGGGUACACUUGCUCAAGAGGUAACAUGCUUUAAUGUAUGGCACAGAGUGGCAGCCACAGGUUCAUUCUCAUCAAGUCCGACUGGUAUCAUACUUGCACCGUUGAAAACAUUAGUUGUCAAUCAACUUGCACCGGCUACAAACUAUGUAUUUAAGGUAGUUGCAUUCAGCAACUCUAAGGAGUUUGGAUCAUGGGAAGCCAAAAUAAAGACAAGCUGUCAGAAGGAAGAUGGUCUGAAGGGUUUGAUGCCAGGUCGUUCUGGACUAGACCAAAACAAUGGGAGCCCAAAGGCAAAUAGUGGUGGUCAGUCCGAUCCUUCUUCAGAAGGUGUGGACUCAAAUAAUAACACUGCGGUGUAUGCUGAUCUCAAUAAAUCGCCAGAAAGUGAUUUUGAAUACUGUGAGAAUCCUGAAAUCCUUGAUUCAGACAAAGCAAGUCAUCACCCCAAUGAACCUACAAACAACUCAGAGAGUAUGCCGAUGGCCGUAGCUAGGGUUAUGGAGGUGUCUGAAUUGGAGGAAGCUCCUGGACUGUCAGCAUCAGCUUUAGACGAGGAGCCCAAUUCAACAGUUAAAACAGCAUUACUUAGAGAGUCCUCAAAUUCAAUGGAGCAGAACCAGAGAAGCGAAGUUCCUAGAUCACAUGACGCAUCAAAUGCUCCUGCUGGAAAUGAGUUGGUGAUUGUUCCACCUCGAUUUUCUGGCUCUAUUCCACCAACUGCACCUAGAUGUAUGGAAAAUGGUAAGGAGAUAAAUGGGAGGAGCUUGAAAACAAAACCUGGUGAUAACAUCCUUCAAAACGGCUCUUCAAAGCCUGAAAGGGAACCGGGAAAUUCUUCAAAUAAAAGAACAGGUAAAUGUGAGGACAUCGGCCACAAGGAUGGAUGCCCAGAAGCAUCUUAUGAGUACUGUGUUAAGGUGAUCAGGUGGCUGGAAUGUGAGGGCUAUAUUGAGACCAAUUUUAGAGUGAAGUUUCUGACUUGGUUUAGCCUGCGUGCCACCCCUCAUGACAGGAAGAUAGUCAGUGUUUACGUAAACACACUUAUUGACGAUCCUGUUAGCCUAUCUGGCCAGCUUGCUGACACUUUCUCGGACGCCAUCUACAGCAAAAGGUCACCUUCUGUGCGCUCCGGUUUCUGCAUGGAACUUUGGCAUUAAGGAGAGGGGAGCUCUUGCUGUUCUCGUUGUAGAGGAGCAUAUUUGGUCCCAUUCUUUCGUAGCAGAUCGUUGCAUUGAUUCUUCAUUGGAAAUUUCAUUGAAGCAGUUAACUUAUACAAUCUGUUCAUUGCGUUACUCUCGCUAUGACAGUAGGUUUAAUUUAUCGGGCAACUUAUUUCUCUUUUUCACUUAGGAGUCUAUAGUUUACAGUUCUGUUAUUCGUACCGCCAUGUUGGUACAGAGCAUCAGGAGUUGUGAUCUUUGGUCAGCUUAGGAGCAUUCUGAAAUUGUCACAAGCGCAUGGAACCUGAAGCGCUGUUUGCUGCUCUAAGAGGGAGGGAUGAUUCUCAGGAUGUACCGGGAAACAAUAGAUGCAAAAUGUCUGCACUAAUGUUAUGUCAGUUAGACCC
Oryza brachyantha (malo sina) is the source of this 2827-nucleotide messenger RNA. Its product is annotated as VIN3-like protein 2. The coding region runs from base 177 to 2417 and encodes 746 amino acids. The transcript has 4 exons. Gene Ontology annotation, biological process: epigenetic regulation of gene expression; vernalization response. The record is from RefSeq and is a predicted model, not a curated record. Lineage: Eukaryota; Viridiplantae; Streptophyta; Magnoliopsida; Poales; Poaceae. Gene Ontology annotation, molecular function: protein binding.